Messenger RNA from Podarcis lilfordi (Lilford's wall lizard), 5108 nucleotides. The record is from the annotation of a GenBank genome assembly. NCBI's taxonomy places the organism in Eukaryota, Metazoa, Chordata, Lepidosauria, Squamata, Lacertidae.
UGGCACCUCCAGUUGCAAAACCUCAGGAUCCGGCCAGAGCUCUGUAACGGAUCCUGUUUGGACCAGAGGUACCACUGUAUUAAGGUGAUUAAUGGAUUUGAGAUUGAAUGGAAAACAAAACAAAGGGGAGACAUUGGCAACUGGGAGGGGGGGAGUCAAGAAGUGGUAAAUAAUUAAUUAGCUUUAAUUUGUGUUAUGCUGAAAAUUUCGAAUAGGUUUUUUUUUAUAAAAAAGACAGUUCUAGCAUCCACCCAAACAGGGAAUAAUUAGGGGGUAAGCAAAUCUGUCAGUUUCAUUUUCUCUCCAGUUCUCAUUUUUAAAUCCAAUCUUAAAUUCACCUCCACAGCAGUUUCAUUUUUUAAAAAGUCUCCAUGAAAAUUCAUCAGCAUUUUGUGUGAAUUUCUCCUAAUACAUACAUGUUUUAUGCCAUUUUGCCCAACGCAUACUUUUUUUUGCAAAGCAAUUUGCCCUUCUUUAAUGCCAGUUUAAUGUGAUUCUCAAUCAUAUGUGCAUUUAUUUAUUUAUUUUAAUUUUUUUACAUAUGCAUUUAUAAGCACAUUUUACUCCAGCACAUGCAUUCUUGCACACAUUGCCUGGCAGCAGAACUGCACUGAAAAAUUCACCAAAGUGCGAAUUUUACGGUUGGCCAUUUUUCAAUAGGCAGAAUGUUCCAGAAAGUGUGAAUUAAGUAUGUUGACCAUUAAGUGUGAAUUGAAUCAAAUUUCUUCCCCAUUCCCAGUAACAGUAUUGUUUAAAUCAAUCAAGAAGUGAUGAUGAUGAUGAUUUGCAGGAUUCACACACCCAGGAGAAAUAUUCAGAAGGAUUCAGGAAGUAGUGUUAUCUUUACUGGUUAACAGAGAGACUUCAAACCACGAUGAGGUCAACUGUGUCUUGAUCCUCAGUGCAUUUGUUCUUCUUAAUCCCUACCCUCCAUCUCAGUGAUCCACACAUUGUCUGCCUGUUCAAUCCAGCUGCAUGUGAUCAGUACUAACCUUUUACCAGCAGCUGGCUAGGCUGGGUAUAAAGAGCCCAAGGGGAAAUGUUCGGUUCUACAGGAAACCGAAUUCACCGCUCUGACAGACCCCCGGGUGAUUUGGAGGCAUUUCUGAGUAGUGCUGGCUGAGAAGAUCGCGUAAGUUGGUGCAGAAAUCGUUCUGGGUGAUAAAAUUGUGGUCCUUAGCUUGUGUCAGGGAGUGAGGCUGAGUUUGUCGCCAAAGGAAACAUUGGUUGCAACCCAGCUAGACUUACACCGUGUAGGCUAGGGGUGGGGAAGCUGCCAACCUAUGGAUACUAUUGGACUUCAAACCCCAUCAGUGCCAGCCAGCAUGCCGAGUGGUCAGGGAUGAUGGGAUUUGUAGUCCACAACAUCUGAAGGGCCACAGGCUCGCUCUUCUUGCUGCGAAGGGAGAAUGGAGGGGCCCUUGCUGUGACAAUUUACAGGUCAAACUACGUGAGGCGGCGUCAGCCCUGUUUGUUUCCUCGUGCGCAUUUGUGACGCAGAAGAUGGAGAGCAGAGAUUUUGUGUUUGGCAUAAAAAUAAACACGAACGUUUGCAGGGACCCUUCCCAGCACCACCUCCCUAUGGGCCAGUGCCUGCUUUCUCCCCCAUCCUAGCUCCAGUAUCAACUAGGCUAUAAAGAAGGGGAGAAUGGGGAGGCUCAGUUCCCUUCAGCUGCAUGUGUGUUAUUUGCCCUUAAAAGCACUUUUUUAUAUAUACAUUUUAAUUAUUUUUUUAACAUAUCGUUUCCAACAAUCAUUUAACAUAAAGUCUUAUGCAAUAUUUUAGACUUCCAUCAACUACCUCUGAAGAUUUUCCAUUCUUUAUCACUUAAUCUGCAUUUCUUAAUUUCUCUAUUACUUUUGAUUGUCCUUAACUGAUAAAUCUCUUCAUAGUCUUCCUUGCAAUAUUUCGCAUAGUCCUCCUUACAAAACUUCUUGCAGUCCUACUGGCGUAAUCUGUUUAUUACCAUUGCUUUUCAAAUAGUUCAAAUAUUUACUCCAGUCCUCUAAGAAUCUCUGGUGCCGCAGGUUUCGAAUCCUUCCUGUCAGUUUGUCUAAUUCUGCAUAGUCCAUUAAUUUCAUCUGCCAUUCUUCUUUCGUCGGUAAUCCUUUCCAUUUCUGUGCCAAUAAUAUUCUUGCUGCGGUUGUGGCAUACAAAAACAAUUCACAAUCCUGUAUAUUAAUAUAAAAGCACCUUUCUCAGCUUUGUAAAUGUGAAGAAUAUUCACUGACUGGAAGCAGAGAUCAUCCUUUCCUAUCACUGAACACCCGUUAUGCUGGCUGGGGCUUAUGGUAGCUGGCGCUGAAAAGCUUCUAGAGGGGGGCACAGGAUACCCAGACUCUGUGCUCCCCCCAAACUAAAAAAAAAAAAGAUUCUAACAGUAUGUGCUUUGCAGUCAUGACACACAAGAAGGUCUGAAGUGUGUGACUGUGUGUUGUGUGUGAGAGAGAGAGAAUAAGGCACCCCGCUGCAUGUAUUCACGACUGUCCCUCAGAGGAAAGGGGGGUCUCAUGUGGCACUGAUUCCCUUCCACACAGCAGAAUCACCCAGAAAGUAAACCUCUAUUGCUGAGCCUCUGACUAACUGAGCAAAAGGGUAAGGAAUGUGUGAGACCCCUGAGGCACUAGUUCCUUGUUACAAUGGUAACAAUACCUGAGUUUUGCGGGGGGGGUGGUUUUUUACUUGUUUGAAAGAAGUUAUUUCCCCUUCCACAUUUAGUGCUUCUUCUGUUACAAAAUGGUAAAUAAAUAAAUAAUGGUAAACCCUUUUGGUCUCCAGGACUGUUCCUUUCUUUCUUUCUUUCUUUCUUUCUUUCUUAAAAUUACCUGUUAUGUCCCAGAGCUGAGUCUUGCCAAUGAAACCCACCUGUGGGUUUGUUCUAGUCCAUGCAGAGCAAGAAUUUGUGUGUGUGUGCGUGUGUGUGUGUGUGUGUGAGAGAGAGAGAGAGAGAGAGAGAGAAUAAGAAAUUGCUAAAAGAGCACCUUUAAGAUGAUCACUUGGUGUAAUGUUGAAAACACAGUCCUUGUGCCUUUCAAAAAGUGGGAAUUCCGGCGUGUUUGACUUUGCUUUUCCCUGCCACCAAGCUAUGCCUGAUACACACCCUGCUUUGAUAGAGAACCCUUAAAACAUAUGAGAGACUUUGCCCUCUUUUGCAUAUGGGUGCACUAAAAACAUUCCUGAACAGAAAUUGAAGGCUAUCGCAAUCUCUCUCACACACAGUUUCUGCUUCAUGACAGGCUAGCUAUUGUUCUCUGUUGCCAUCUAGUGUCAACUGCACCGACCUAGCCUACUUUUGCGGUGGGUGUCUUGAGACUGGGGCAAAGCAGCUCUCUCACAUUGGUACUGUACAGCUAGAUGCGACCAUUUGACUUAAACCCCACACAGCAGCUGCCAGUCAGUGUGGACAGCGUUUAGCUAGAUGGACCAAUGGUCUGUGUUUGAUGGUAAACAACACUUCUUAUGGUAUUGUUCAGUGCUUUUUUUCUUAAAAAAAUGUUUAGGGGGUACUCUCAUUUUGACUCAAGAAAAUCACCAUUUUACAGUUCAGAUCAGGAAAGAUGAAUACAGUAAAUGGACAAAAGUACAAAGAUUCACAAAAUGUUUAGGGGUAUGCAUAUCCCUGUGUCCCCAUCCCCCCCCCCGAAUAAAACCACUUGUAUUGUUCACUGCAAAAAUCAAGUAAAAAAAGUUUUAAAAAACUCCAUGUGGUGUUUCGAUUUUUCAAUUUUUUUCUGUUUUGUUUUCCUGUCAAUCAUGCUUCUUUAAAUACUAUUUUUUUUUAUCUUGACCUUCAUUUGCAAUGCUUAUUUGUUUUACGAUACACUGCAACACAUUUUUUUAAAACAUACAGUGGUACCUCGGGUUACAUACGCUUCAGGUUACAUACGCUUCAGGUUACAGACUCCGCUAACCCAGAAAUAGUGCUUCAGGUUAAGAACUUUGCUUCAGGAUAAGAACAGAAAUCGUGCUCCACCAGCGCGGCGGCAGCGGGAGGCCCCAUUAGCUAUAAAAUGGUGCUUCAGGUUAAGAACAGUUUCAGGUUAAGAACGGACCUCCGGAACGAAUUAAGUACUUAACCCGAGGUACCACUGUAAAGUGAUGCGAAAUAACCAUUUCACUUGCUUCCUUUCGAUGGCUGCAGGUUCGUCGGAAAUCAGCAGCAACAAUGAUCUCCCUGAGAGGAAACGAAGCGCUAUUGCUGCUCCUGUUGGCUUCCUGCCUGAUCGUAAGCCGCGUCUCCUCGCAGAAUCCUCGGCACGAGAAGUUCCUGAGGCAGCACAGCGACUUCCCCCGGACCAAUGUGGCCGGGCAGGAUUACUGUGGGGCCAUGAUGCUGCGCCGGGGGAUGACAAGGCCUUGCAAAGACACCAACAGCUUUGUCCAUGCACCCAGGAGCGACAUAAAGGACAUCUGCAACAGAGGGGGAACCCAUUACCGCCGGGCCCUGAGGCUCAGCAGGGCACAGUUAUCCGUCACCACCUGCAAGCUGCAGGGAACUUCGCGGGGCCAGUGCCGCUACUGGGCCCACACGGGACAAAGGCAUAUUCUCAUAGGUUGCGAUGCAUCAGGGUGGCCUGUCCAUUUUGAAGAAAGCAAUUUCAUGUAGGGCAGGCUUGGCUUUUUCCACUUGCAGCAAGAGCACUAAACAGCUGUAAAAAUCUUUGAAAGCUGGUGUUCCACGGAGCUCACUCACAACAGAAUUGUCACUUGAAUCUCACUUACCCAAAGUUAACGUAUGUAUAGUGUGGUAAGAAUUCGCCUAUUAUUUCUUGGGAAAUACUUGUGUACAGCUGGAAACGUUGGCAGCAUUAAGAUGAAUUUAACAGUGUAAAUAAGUUUUGAUUGAUGCAGUGUUUUUUCUGGGGUACGCAUACCCCUAAACAUUUUUUGAAUCUAAGUUUGGCCUCAUUGAGGGGCAGUAUUUCAAUAUGAAUAGGAAAAUGAGAGUACCCCUAAACAUUUUUUUUUUUUUUAGAAAAAAAGCACCAGAUGGAUGUAAUAAUGGAAUGCUGAAUGGUUUAGUUUUUGUAAAAUAUGCAGGGAUUUAUGAUAUGUAAAAUGAACCAUAGAAAGAGAAGAAGGGAAGUCAUUGAUAUUUUAAGGAUGU